GUAUUGAUAAACUGGAUAUAGUACAAAAAAGUCAUGUUUUCUCGAGUUAUAUUUAUAUUGCAGGUGUUUCUUGUUUUGACACACACGACAAAUGGGAGCCUUACGACAAUCAAUGGCACCUUAGUAGAAAUUGUAGAUAAUUGUACCCCUGGUGAUGACUCGACAUGCCCAACCGGCAAAUGCUGUGUUAAAGAGGGUCUUGCAUAUAUUCCAGAAUACACUGGACCAAAACCAGCAUAUCAGAUUGCUUGCAAACCGUUCAGACAGCAAGGGGAGUUCUGUUACCAUUCUCAUGUGAACACAAACACGCACGAGGUGUGUCCGUGUGCUCCAACUCUUAACUGUGAAUCACAUGGUAUCUUCGGUCAUUGUCAUUAAAAUGCUCGGCUAAGCAUAAAAUAUAGAAUAAAGCGAAAUGGGCUAUCUCUUAUCACACAA
This is a messenger RNA of Ruditapes philippinarum (Manila clam), 438 nucleotides long. RefSeq lists its product as uncharacterized. The coding region runs from base 34 to 378 and encodes 114 amino acids. NCBI's taxonomy places the organism in Eukaryota, Metazoa, Mollusca, Bivalvia, Venerida, Veneridae. The transcript is spliced from 3 exons. The record is from RefSeq and is a predicted model, not a curated record.